AUGAGUCCUCCGUCAUGUUGCAGCAUAGAAUUGACAAAGCAGCUACAAUACCAUCCAUCAGCAAGAUCCUUGGCACAAAAAGCACGCCGUCAAAAAGAAAAACAAGAAAAGGCACAAAAAGAACCAAGGUGUUCUCCCAACAAGUCUUCUUCAACAACCCAGAAAGAACCCAUCAGCAGCAUCCUUGGCACAAAAAAACGUCGUGAAAGAGAAAAACAAGAGAAGGAGCAGAUAACACAUUAUGUUAUUCCAACAACUCUUAUUCAACCUGAAGCAUUAUGCUGCAAUGAGGGGCGUGACAGAGCUAAAAAUACCCGGCAUAAAAAAAUAAGGACAAAAGAGCCACAAGAUCAUAAUGUCUUUGAAGCUGCAUAUGAAGAUCAGAUGAAUACAGUAGCUAUGGGAAGUAAUAAGCGGAUAGGAUCACUACGUACACCAUCCACUUCAGAUGAAAAUGAGAUGUCUAUUCCUGCUCCAGAUAUAUCUUCUGAUGAGUAUACUGAUUAUGAAUAUUCUUCGGAUGAAGAAGCUGAUGACGAAUACGAAAAUGUACUUAAAGCUGUUGGAAAUAUACUUGUUGUUAAUUUUAAUGAGACCGGAAGAAAUUAUCUCGGAAAGAUGGACGUUCCCUGCUCAUUUUGUGGUGCUCUGCAUUCGAUUGACGAGAAAUUAACCGAAUCAUCUUUUAAGAACCCCAAAUUUGGUAAAUGUUGUCAUAAAGGAAAAGUUAAUCUUCCAGCACUACGUACACCUCCUGAUUCAUUAAGAGAAUUAUUUGAAGGUGAUGAUGAUAAAUCAGAGACGUUUAGGAAAAAUAUUAGAAGUUUAAAUGCUACUAAUGCAUUUACAAAUCUUGGAUGCAAAUACGACACAAGGGUAUCAAAAGGUGGAGGACCUCCAUGUUUUUCAAUACAUGGUGAAUUACGACAUAAUAGUGGAUCUUUGACACCUAAAGAAGGAGAGGAUGCAAUUUACUCGCAACUAUACAUAUAUGAUCCAUCUCAUGCAUUGGCUAUACAGGAAAAAAGAAAUCCAAAUCUAAGUAGAGAAGUUCUUAAAAUUAUCCAGGAUAAACUAUUGGAGCACAACAUUUUCAUUACGAAGUUUCGGCAAGCACACGAUAUCUUAAGAGAUAAUGAGGUGUCAUCUCAGAAGCCUGUGCAGGUCUCCCUACAUUUUAAUGAGAAUUCUGAUAAGAGGCGAUAUAAUCUGCCAACUGCGAAAGAAGUAUCCGUCAUCAUACCUGAAAAUCCCAGCGACAUAAAAGCACCCCGUGAUAUUCUUUUGCAUCUAAAAGCAGGAAAAGGAUUUACAAUAAUUAAUGAAUGGCAUCCUUCAUAUCUACCUUUGCACUAUGUUUUACUAUUCCCUUACGGUGAGUUAGGUUGGAGCACCAAACUUGCACAAUGGGAUGGAAAAUAUUUUACCAAAACAAAUCUAUCCCAGAUGCACUUUUACAGUUACUAUCUUUUUCAGCGCCACUCAGAAUAUUCAACAAUUCUGAGAGGAGGAAAACUAUUCCAAGAAUUCUUAGUAGAUGCAUGGGCUUCGACUGAACAAAGUCGUUUAAAUUUUAUGAGAUUUAACCAGAUAAAUCUACGUGCAGAUCAAUAUGCUUCAAUAAUAAAAAUGAAAGAUGCUGGAUUAACACCUAAAGAAGGAGGUACACCAUGCAUUUUACCAUCCUCAUAUAUUGGGAGUCCAAGAAACAUGUAUGAAAUCUACUGA
Papaver somniferum (opium poppy) is the source of this 1728-nucleotide messenger RNA. RefSeq lists its product as uncharacterized. Lineage: Eukaryota; Viridiplantae; Streptophyta; Magnoliopsida; Ranunculales; Papaveraceae. The transcript has 9 exons. Bases 1 to 1728 code for a protein of 575 amino acids. The record is from RefSeq and is a predicted model, not a curated record.